This is a messenger RNA of Humulus lupulus (European hop), 3600 nucleotides long. RefSeq lists its product as uncharacterized. Gene Ontology annotation, molecular function: catalytic activity. The transcript has 5 exons. The coding region runs from base 1 to 3600 and encodes 1199 amino acids. Lineage: Eukaryota; Viridiplantae; Streptophyta; Magnoliopsida; Rosales; Cannabaceae. The record is from RefSeq and is a predicted model, not a curated record.
AUGACGAUGGGGCUAAUUAUGGUCAAAUUUAAUGAUGAAGCAACAAGAGAUCAUGUAUUAGAGAAUGGUGUGCUUCAAUUCGACAGGAAACCUGUUAUCAUUAGGCCAUGGACAGUGGAUCUCAGUGCAAUCCGGCUCAUUCGUUCAGUUCCAUUAUGGAUUCAUCUACAUGACCUUGGACUCCAGUAUUGGGGCAGCAAGUGUAUUAGUGCACUGUUUGCUAGGGUUCUUGUGGAGAUGGAGAUAACAGAUAAUCCUCCUAGAAGUAUUCAGUUUAUCAAUGAGUAUGGUCAGAUUAUGGAACAGGGAAUAGAAUAUGAAUGGUUGCCUACUAAAUGUAAGAGUUGUUCUGGUUUUGGGCAUUCUAUGGUGGACUGUCGUAAGGAGCAUAAAACUCAUUGGGUGAAAAAAGAAGAUGUAGCUAAACCUGAAGUAACAGAUGAGAAGACCAAAAUUUCUGAGGGGCCUAGUAAUGAAAAACCUGAAGGUUUAUCUGGAGCUGCUGAUGUAGAGGAUAACUCGGUUCAGCAGUCUAAGGAGGUUCAUGUUUUGAGGUUAGAUAAGUUUGUUCAGUUGAUGGAACCAAGCAAGGGUGAGCAAUGGAUAACCCCAAAACGUGUGGCUACACAAGCAAGGCAAGGUCUAAUAAUAGGUGGUAGUACUCUACCGGUUGUUCAGGUUCAAAAACAGAUUAAUCAGUUUGUUGUUCUUCAGGAGCAGAAGAAGGGGGCAAAGAAGGUAAUGUUGGAGUUAGUUUUUCCAAUGGAUAAUUGUAAUCUUUUGAGCUGGAACUUAAGAGGACUGAAUAAAACUAAUAAACAUAUUGUAGUCUUAGAUAGUUUUAGUAGGAAUAAGAUUGGUGUUGGUGGAUUGUUAGAAACCAAAAUGAGAGGAAAUAAAAUUGUUGAGUUUAUGGAGAAUAAACUUCCUAAUUGGGAGUUUUACUCCAGUCCGACUAUUGAGAGUAGGCUCUUAAUAAUAUGGAGGAAAGUCUUUGUGAGAUUAACUAUUUUGGAGGAAUCACCACAGUUUGUUCACUGUAUGGUCAAUUUGGCUGGCCAGAGGGGUACUUUUUAUGUAAUAUUUGUUUACAGGUACAAUUUAUUGGAGAGUAGGAGAAGUUUAUGGCAAGGGCUUAACAAAAUUUCUCUUUCGGUGAGAGCUUGGAUUGUGCUGGGGGACUUCAAUGCCCCUUUCUCUGGUUUAGAUAGAUCAGGUGGCAAACCAGUUUCUGGUCUAGAGUUGGCUGAUCCUUUGAGUUGGCUAGCUGAUACCAAAGUAGAGGCCCUUAAAAGCAUAAGUUCUUAUUUUACUUGGACAAACAACCAAGAAGGUUCAGCUAGGAUUUACUCUAAGAUUGAUCAUGUAUUCAUGAAUGAGGAAUGGCUUGAUCUCUUUCCUCAUUCUUUGGCUGUUUUCAGUUGGGAGGUAGUCUCGGAUCACUGCUCCUGUGUUGUCACUAAUAUACAAAUGGAGAAAUUGGGAGUAAAGUUUUUAAGAUUUUAUAAUUUUCGGACUGGCCACUCAUAUUUUAAGGAAGUUGUUAUGAACAGCUGGAGGGCCCCUUUAAAGGCUACUGGUCUGAGAGCUAUUUACUUAAAGCUUAUGAGGUUGAAGCACAGACUUAAGAAAUUCAACAGAGAUACUAUUGGAGAUAUAGGUCUGAACUACCAUUUGGCUAAGGAGGCAUAUCAGGAAGCUCAACUUAAAGCUCAAUAUUAUCCCCAUGAUCACAGAUUGCAAGAGGUUGUUAAGGAGAAAGCUGCUGAGUUCACUUUACAAGAGCACAUAGCAGAUAACAGAAUUUCCACUUAUAUUACUGAACAAGGAACUCUGAUUGAUGCUUUUAGGGAGGUAGUAACUCACUUUGUUGACCAUUUUAAGAGCUAUUUAGGCAGCCCAAGUUCAGCCACUGGUAGAAUAGACCUGCAUUGUAUGGAAAUGGAGUCCAAGCUCUCCGUAGAACAACGACUCCUUCUCUUAAAACCCUUUUCCAGCAAGGAAAUCAAAGAUGCAUUUUUUGGUAUCCCUAGCACUAAGUCCCCAGGACCUGAUGGUUUCGGGUCUGGCUUUUUCAAAGAGCUUUGGCAGGAGAUUGGGAAAGAUGUUUGUUCAGCAAUAGUUCAAGGUUUUGCAAUAGGUCAGUUUCCAUCCAAGCUUCAUGAGACCACUCUUUCCUUGUCUAACCAAGGAGCGUUUGUUAGGGGUAGGUCGAUUGCUCAUAACAUAAUGAUAUUUCAGGACCUCAUCAAGAAUUAUGAUAGGGCAGUUACUUCUCCUAGAUGUGCUAUUAAAAUAGAUCUUAGCAAAGCUUACGACAUAGUUGACUGGCAGUUUCUUGAAGGUCUUUUGAGGGCUUUUUGCUUCCCUAUGAAAUUUGUUUGUUGGAUAAUGACAUGUGUGAGGAACACCUCUUACUCUUUACUUCUAAAUGGUAGAGUACAAGGUAGCUUUAAGGGUAAAAAAGGGCUGCGUCAAGGUGAUCCUAUGUCUCCCCUUCUUUUUGUGCUCAUCAUGGAAUAUUUGACCAGAAGUCUUCAACUGGCUGCUCGAGCUUCCACAUUUAGAUAUCACCCUAUGUGUAAUAGCCUUAAGCUUCUUAAUUUGUGUUUUGCUGAUGACUUAAUUCUGUUUUGUAAGGGAUCCCUCUCGGCAGUGAGAAUUUUUAAGGAGGCUCUAGGGAAGUUCAGUGAGGCUACUGGUUUAUCUAUUAAUACUAAUAAGUCUCACAUUUACUUUGGUGGAGUUAAUAUAGCUGAGAGAAUGGAUAUUGUACAGGAAAUUCAGUUGCCUGAGGGGUCCUUUCCUCUUAGAAAUUAUUGGAUGAGUGUGUUUAUUUUGCCUCAGAGUAUUGUCAAGGAGGUUGAGAAAUUCUGCAGAAUGUUUCUGUGGGGAGCUUCAGGAAAUCGCAGCAAACUUCAUCUGGCUUCUUGGCAUCAGGUGUGCCUCCCUAAAGCUUAUGGAGGGCUCGGGUUCAGGGAUGGGGCUAAUUGGAAUAGAGCUGUUUUAGCUAAGUACACAUGGGCUGUUUCGGAAAAACAGGACCUCCUCUGGGUCAAAUGGAUCAAGGAAAUUUAUUUGAAGGGAAAUAAUUUUUGGAAUUAUGCUCUGAAACCAGACAGUAGCUGGUAUUGGAGGAAAUUAUGUCACUUAAGGAGUAAAUUCAGCAAGAGAGAGGUCCUUGCUGCUGGGUAUUCAGGGAAGUUUAAGCCAUCAAAAUUAUAUAAUAGUACUCUCAAUCAGCAGCUCGUGGAGUACAAGCAGGCGGUCUGGUGUAAGACGAUUCUCCCUAAGCACAGGUUUCUUCUUUGGCAGGUGGUCAAUGCUCACCUCCUCAUUAGAGACAACUUAUCUAGAUUCAAUUUACAGUUGAACAGCUUCUCUUGUCCAGUGUGUGAAGAUCAUCUUGAAAGUCACACUCAUCUCUUUUUUGAGUGCUGUCUUUCUAAGAUGACAAUUAACUUCAUUUUUGCAUGGCUUGGGUUUCAAGCGUGGUCUAGUAACUAUAAUGAAUGGAUGGUUUGGCUCAACAGUGGGCGGAGUGGUAUCAUGGAGUCUAUUCUGAACAUGGUGUUAGCAGCAGUGAUCUAUAGUCUCUAG